This is a messenger RNA of Drosophila albomicans, 3529 nucleotides long. RefSeq names its product germ cell nuclear acidic protein-like. Lineage: Eukaryota; Metazoa; Arthropoda; Insecta; Diptera; Drosophilidae. The record is from RefSeq and is a predicted model, not a curated record. The coding region runs from base 643 to 3459 and encodes 938 amino acids. The transcript is spliced from 10 exons. Gene Ontology annotation, cellular component: nucleus.
AGAAGGACGUUACAGAGUUCACAGUCGAUGUACAACUGCUUCUUGUUGACAGUAUCAACUUGACACAGUGUCGUUUAUAUCUGCAAGUAUUGGUAUGCUAAAGGCAGAAGCCAGGAUGAAAUCUUUUCAAGUGGUCGUGCAAGCUUGAUUCGUUGCAAGCUUGAUUCUUUGGCGUAGUCCUUUUAAAAUACUUCCAGACAUGUGAAAUUUAACUCUUUUUUGUAGUACUCUGCCUAUCUGGUACAGAAUCCUUUUCAGAGUCUGUGCUGGUGCAAUCGCAGUCCUGCUUGUCUGUACUUGACUUACUAAGUGUGGCUGACAUUUGACGUUUAUCUUAAAUUCAGCACUUUAUCGAUCAAAAUACUUUUGUAUAAUACAUAAACAUACCUUUCCUUAAAAUCGAUCCAUAUUUAUUUGUUUUUCUUCUUAAUUGCUGACGAUUUUACACAGAAUAAGAGCGAAUUAAAUUGUUUUAACGGCUAUCGAUAGCACCAUCUGCUACUAUCGAUUGUGGCUCGAAAGCGCUCAACCAUCGGUAGCGUCGAUAAUGUCAUUGAUUGUUUUCCACCUCUAUGUUAAAUUGUGGAGGCGGCGCAAUUGCCAAAGAAAAAGCGGACCUCGUGCUUAAAUGAAAUUCAUGAAAUGUCUAAUAUUUUGAAUUCACAAAGCCUUCUCGAUGCAUUCCAGUCGAUAGACAUUACCGAUGAGCUAAAUGAAUGCACAACAAGCCCAACAAAAAGCAUAUUGCGGCAUCAACAGCAACAACAACAACAAGAUGCGGAAAAUGGCAACAACAGCAACGACAUCGACUGCAACAUCGAAGUUGACACUCACGACAAUCUCACGUGCAGAAUACCCCAAAGAGCGGCAGAUGAUGCGGACAAUGGUGACGAUUCUGACUCGGAUGUUAUUAUCGUUUCGGAUACAUCAGAAGCUUCGUCAAUUGUCAGCUACAUUAAUCCAUCGGAUUUGAGCUCAGAUAGCGACGACAACAACGACAUUUGUAAGGCUUCGACAAUACUCGAAAUCGAAAGCGAGAUCGAUUCUUACAUUGAUGAUGAUGAGGAGCAAAGUGAUGACAGCAGUAUGGAAAAGUUUGUGAGUGCGUUUAAACUCAAAUUCGAAUCAUUCUUGAGCGGUAACGAGUCAUGUGAUCAAGGCAAAGGAGACAUCGACACUCAUGACAAUCUCACGUGCCGAAUGCCCCAAAGAGCGGCAGAUGAUGGCAACAAUGGUGACGUCUUCGACUCAGACGUUAUUAUCGUUGCGGAUACAUCAGGCAUUUCCAAGGCUUCGACAAUACCCGAAUCCGAAAGAGAGAACGAUUCUUACAUAGAUGUUGAGAAGCUAAGUGAUGACAGCAUGAUGGAAAAUUUUGAGAGUGCAGCAAUUAAACUCAAAAUCGAAUUAUUCUCCAGCGAGAAGUCCAAGGCAACGGAGUCAGGUGACCAAGGCAAAGGAGACAUUGACAGCAACAUCGAUGUCGACACUAAAGAAAAUCUCACGGGGAGAAUGCCCCAAAGAGCGGCAAGCGAUGCGGAAUCCUUAUCCGUUUCGUAUACAUCGGAAACUUCGUCAAUUGUCAGCUACAUUAAUCCAUCGGAUUUGGACACAGAUAGCGACGAAAACAACGACAUUUGUAAGGCUUCGACAAUACCCGAAACCGAAAGCGAGAACGAUUCUUACAUUGAUGAUGAUGAGGAGCUAAGUGAUGACAGCAGUAUGGAAAAGUUUGUGAGUGCAUUUAAACUCAAAUUCGAAUCAUUCUUGAGCGGUGGCGAGCCAUGUGAUCAAGGCAAAGGAGACAUCGACUGCAACAUCGAAGUCGACACUCAUGACAAUCAUGACGAUUCUUACAUUGAUGUUGAGAAGCUAAGUGAUGACAGCAAGAUGGAAAAGUCUGUGAGCGCACCAAUUAGUCGCAAAAUCGAUUCCUUCUCCAGCGGUAGCGAGAAGACCAAGGCAAAGGAGCCAUCGCUAGAACUGCGUCUUCUAAAAGAGACGCCUUUGGAUGCACAAAAAGUAAUAAACACGCGCAGUGGGCGCGUUUUGCGUCAACGCAUCGAUCACAAGGUCGACAAGGCUCACCUCGAGGUUGAUGAUGAUGACGAUGACGAUGAGGAUUAUGUGUUAAAAGUCCGUAAGAAGCCCACACGCAAACGUCGCGUCUCCGCACUGCUGAGUAGCGACUCCAACAGCAGCAGCAGCAGCAUUGCCGGCUUCUCCAUGACGGACAACGCAGAUGCCGCACUCAUCUAUGUGGAUUUGCAGCAACCGGUGGCCAUUGUCAGCAGCGAGCCAACUGCUGAUGCUACUGCCGUUGAAUGCGAUAGCGAAUUGAAAAUGCGUUUGGACAAGUUUUUGGGUUUACGACCGGCACAGCGGCGUCUUUUCAAUCCCAUGGCCAACUAUGAGUUCGAGGACAAUCACAUGAAUGAGGAUACACCUCCAAGCUCACGCCUCUGGGCAGCACACAAUGCGCACAUUGCUGUCAAAGAACCAAAAGCCCAAGUGGCGAAGGCAACAUCGACGCCAAUAGUAAAAUCCCUGGAUGCUAAGCUAACUAAUGAAAUGAAAAUGCUGAUCCUUGAUGAUAUUGUGCAGCGCACGAACGCCAAUUACUUUGAGAGGCAAACGCCGCAGCACAUUAAGAAACCUAUUGAUCUGAGUGGUCUACCCAGCCAGGAGGUGCGUGCGGUCAAUUGUCAGCAGCACAAGGAGAUCAGUGAUUACCUAGAACGUUAUAAGGGUCUCUACAGCUUUGUGGAUUCACUACGUCCUGAGACGCCUUUAAACAUGUGUCAUCCACUCGCUGUCUACUAUCGCAAGCGUGACUUUGAAUCGUCGAAAGCAGGGCUGGCCAAGACACUGUUCAAUGUGCUCAAUCACAGCAUCUUCCAUUGCGGUCUGCGCCGCAUAAUUACAUGGAAGAGUUGCAUGAACACACCGAGCGCAAUUGUGAAUUCCAUUAAAUCUGAUGGCCAGCGCACCUCACGCAUCGUUCUUUGGAAGCAUAUGAAGCAGCCGAUCAUGCUGGUGAAGGUUCUGCUACACGAGAUGUGUCAUGCUGCUGCCUUUGUAUACCACGGUGAGACUGGACAUGGCGAUCACUGCCGCAAGUGGGCUUAUCGUGCCAAAUCGGUGAUUUCGGAGCUGCCACAGAUUGAUGAUUGCAAUGCCACGUUCAAGUACACCUGUCUGCUGUGCCGUCGAUGCUCGCAUGGCAUCAUCAAGUUCGAAGAUGAAGAGCAACAGCUGCGUUGCCACUAUUGUCAAUUCGAGGUGAAUGUGGAGAAGUACAAUGCGGAGGAGGUGCAUGUUUUAUCCUUUAUCGAUCAUCUGGUUACGCCCUACAAGCAGUUUGUGCGUGAGAAUUUCUUAAAGUGUGCCGAGAGCACGCACAGCUCGAAGAUGCUGUCACUCAAUAGCCAGUACAAGCAGCAACUGCAACAGCACUAGCAAGCCAGCUAAAGCAACGUUUUAGACGUUGAAAAAAAUAUAUAUAAAAUAAAAAAAUAUAUAUAUAUAU